GAAACGGCUGUAAUGGAGCCCAUGACGGUUACUACGUCGUUGGCAGGACCAGAUGAGUUCGAUCGCAAUGCCCCACGGAUCUGUGGGGUUUGUGGUGACAAGGCCACUGGCUUCCACUUCAACGCUAUGACCUGUGAGGGUUGUAAGGGCUUCUUCAGGCGGAGUAUGAAGCGUAAAGCUGCCUUCACCUGCCCGUUCAACGGAAGUUGCACCAUCACCAAAGACAACCGACGUCACUGCCAGGCCUGCCGACUCAAGCGGUGCAUUGACAUUGGCAUGAUGAAAGAAUUCAUCCUGACUGAUGAAGAGGUCCAGAGGAAGAAGGAAAUGAUACUGAAAAGGAAGGAGGAGGAGGCUGCCAAGGAAGCUUCUAGGCCUCGACUCAAUGAAGAGCAGUCACAGAUCAUCUCAUCCUUGGUGGAGGCUCACCACAAGACUUAUGAUGCCUCAUAUACAGACUUCUCACGCUUUAGGCCCCCAGUGCGUGAAGGUCCAGUAACACGCAGUGCCAGCAGAGCCGCCUCCCUUCACUCUUUGUCCGAUGCGUCCUCCGACUCCUUCAAUCACUCGCCUGAGUCGCUGGACAACAAAAUGAACUUCAGCAACCUGAUAAUGAUGUACCAGGAUGGUGCGAGCAGUCCAGACUCCAGCGAGGAGGACACCAAGUUCUCCAUGUUGCCACAUUUGGCUGACUUGGUAUCAUACAGUAUCCAGAAGGUCAUAGGUUUUGCCAAGAUGAUCCCAGGCUUCAGAGAACUGACAGCAGAAGAUCAGAUUGCUCUGCUGAAGUCGAGUGCCAUUGAGAUAAUCAUGCUGCGCUCCAAUCAGUCAUUCAAUCUUGAAGAUAUGUCCUGGAGCUGUGGAGGACCUGACUUCAAAUACUGCAUCAAUGAUGUCACCAAGGCGGGUCACACUCUAGAGCUGUUGGAGCCAUUGGUCAAGUUCCAGGUUGGCCUGAAGAAGCUCAAUCUACAUGAGGAGGAGCAUGUCCUGCUCAUGGCCAUCUGCCUGCUCUCCCCAGAUCGUCCCGGCGUGCAGGACCACAGCCGCAUCGAGCAGCUUCAGGACCACAUGUCUGAGACGCUUCAGGCCUACAUCCGUGUGAACCACCCUGGCGGACGCCUUCUUUAUGCUAAGAUGAUCCAGAAGCUGGCCGACUUGCGCAGCCUGAACGAGGAGCACUCCAAGCAGUACCGUUCUCUCUCCUUCCAGCCAGAGCACAGCAUGCAGCUCACUCCACUGGUGCUGGAAGUUUUUGGUGGUGAGGUUUCAUAG
Nerophis lumbriciformis (worm pipefish) is the source of this 1275-nucleotide messenger RNA. Lineage: Eukaryota; Metazoa; Chordata; Actinopteri; Syngnathiformes; Syngnathidae. The record is from RefSeq and is a predicted model, not a curated record.